Messenger RNA from Nerophis lumbriciformis (worm pipefish), 5841 nucleotides. The record is from RefSeq and is a predicted model, not a curated record. NCBI's taxonomy places the organism in Eukaryota, Metazoa, Chordata, Actinopteri, Syngnathiformes, Syngnathidae.
AUGCUGGUGCCAAGCUGUCCCACCGUGCGCCGAGCCAGGCCCGCGCUGAUGCUCAUCACCCUGGGUCUGCUCCUCCACCUCGCCGACGCUCAAACGCCGCCAAAGUUCUUACGAACGCCCAACGACCAAACGGGCGUGCAGGGCGGCGUGGCCUCCUUCAUCUGCCAGGCCACGGGCGACCCUCGGCCUAAGAUUGUGUGGAACAAGAAGGGGAAGAAAGUGAGCAACCAGCGAUUCGAGGUUGUGAUCGAGUUUGACGACGGCUCCGGCUCUGUUUUGCGCAUCCAGCCCCUGCGCACGCCGCGAGACGAGGCCAUCUACGAGUGCGUGGCCUCCAACAGCGUCGGAGAGAUCAGCGCCACUACCCGGCUCACCGUUUUACGUGAGGACCAGUUGCCUCCUGGUUUCCCCACCAUAGACAUGGGCCCGCAGCUAAAAGUGGUGGAGCGAACUCGCACCGCCACCAUGCUCUGCGCCGCCAGCGGCAACCCGGACCCGGAUAUCUCUUGGUUUAAAGACUUUCUCCCCGUCAAUACCACCAACAACAACGGACGUAUCAAACAGCUCAGAUCAGAAUCCUUUGGUGGUACGCCAAUAAGAGGAGCCCUGCAGAUUGAGCAGAGCGAGGAAUCGGACCAGGGAAAGUAUGAGUGUGUGGCCACCAACAACGACGGGACGCGCUACUCGGCGCCGGCUAACCUUUAUGUGCGAGAGCUUCGAGAAGUACGCCGGGUGCCGCCGCGCUUCUCCAUCCCGCCCACCGACAACGAGAUCAUGCCGGGCGGCAGCGUGAACAUCACGUGCGUGGCGGUGGGCUCGCCCAUGCCGUACGUCAAGUGGAUGCUAGGCGCCGAGGACCUGACGCCCGAAGACGACAUGCCUAUCGGGCGCAACGUGCUGGAGCUGACUGACGUGCGCCAGUCGGCCAACUACACGUGCGUGGCCAUGUCUACACUGGGCGUCAUCGAAGCCGUGGCGCAGAUCACCGUCAAAGCGUUGCCCAGGACGCCCGGCGUCCCGGUGGUUACUGAACGCACCGCCACCAGCAUCACUCUGACCUGGGAUUCCGGCAAUCCCGAACCGGUGUCCUACUACAUCAUCCAGCACAAGUCUAAAUACUCGGAGGACUCGUACAAGGAGAUCGACGGCGUGGCGACCACCCGCUACAGCGUGGGCGGCCUCAGCCCCUACUCGGACUAUGAAUUCCGCGUGCUGGCCGUCAACAACAUCGGCAGGGGCCCGCCCAGCGAGAGCGUGGAGGCCAAGACGGCCGAGCAGGCGCCCAGUACGUCGCCGCGACGGGUCCGGGGACAAAUGCUGAGCGCCACCACGGCCGUCAUCAACUGGGAAGAACCGGAGGAAGCCAACGGGCAGAUUAUGGGCUACAGAGUUUACUUUACCAUGGAUUCCGCUCAACACGUUAACAUGUGGGAGAAGCAAAUUGUCCGGGGGGUUAACUUCAUCACCAUCCAAGGCCUCAUCCCCAAUAAAACCUACUACAUUAAGGUGCUGGCUUUCACCUCGGUCGGAGAUGGACCUCUUUCCCCGGAUCUGCAGAUCAUUGCAAAGACGGGAGUUCCUUCCCAACCGACUGACUUCAAGGGCGAGGCCAAGUCGGAAACCAGCAUCCUGUUGUCGUGGGUGGCGCCGGUCCAGACGGGACAAGAGAACCAAAUCACAGGAUACGAUCUCUUGUACAAGAAAAAGGACGAUAAAGACGAGAGGCGAAUCAGCUUUGAGCCCACCUCCACGUACCUCAUGAAGGACUUGAAGCCCUUCACCACGUACGCUUUCCGCCUGGCGGCACGUAGCAGGCACGGCGUGGGCGCGUACACCAGCGAGAUCUCCGCCGAGACCCCGCAAACACACCCUUCUGGCCCGCCUACUGAUGUCAGGUGCUCUAGUCCCACGUCCACGAGCAUCCUGGUAAGUUGGCGGGCGCCCAGGACUGAAUCGCAGAACGGGGUGAUCACGCGGUACAGCAUCCAGUACGCCGCCACGGAAGGAGAGGACACUACCGCGCGACGGAUCGCGGACAUCCCGCCGGAGAGCUCGCAGUAUCUUUUGGAACACUUGGAAAAAUGGACAGUGUACCACGUGACGGUCACCGCGCACACGGAUGCCGGAGCGGGGCCGGAAAGUACGCCGCAACUGGUCCGCACAGAGGAGGACGUUCCUAGCGGGCCACCUCGUAAAGUCGAGGUGGAAGCUGUCAACUCCUCGUCAAUUAAAGUCAUCUGGCGCUCGCCGAUGCCCACCAAGCAACACGGGCAGAUCCGGGGAUACCAGGUGCACUAUGUACGGAUGCUAAACGGGGAGCCCGUGGGACAGCCCGUCAUCAAGGAUAUCCUGAUUGAUGACGCCCAGUGGGAAUUUGAUGAUUCAACCGAUCAUGAAAUGGUCAUCUCAGAACUGCAGGCCGAAACCACGUAUUCCGUCACCGUGGCGGCCUAUACCACAAAGGGCGACGGCGCACGCAGCAAGCCCAAACUGGUUACGACCACAGGUGCAGUUCCCGACAAACCUCGGCUAAUGGUCAGUACCACCAACAUGGGCACGGCUCUCCUCCAGUGGCAUCCCCCAGCGGUCACCCACGGUCCCCUGCAGGGUUACCGCCUCCGCUUCGGCCGCAAAGAUCUAGAACCGCUGACCGUAAUCGAGUUCCCCGAGCGGGACAACCACUACACCACCAGAGAGAUCCACAAGGGCGCCUCGUACACCUUCCGGCUUUCCGCGCGCAACAAGGUGGGCUUCGGAGAAGAGACGGUCAAGGAGGUGACCACGAACGAGGACGUGCCGAGCGGUUACCCUCAGUGGAUUACGGCCGACGCCGCAACCACCAACACCAUUCAGGUCAGCUGGCAAGAGUUGCUCCUGGCCGAGCGAAACGGCUACAUCAUCAAGUACGCUCUGCAGUACAAGGACAUCAACAGUCCACGAAGUCCCUCGGAACUGUUCAUUACCGCUCCUGAAUCUUCCGUGGUCUUGGAUGGCCUUAAGGCGGACACUACUUACGAUAUUAAAAUGUGUGCCUUCACCAGCAAGGGUUCUGGUCCCUAUAGCCCAAGUGUCCAAAUCAGGACACAGCCUUUGGAUCAAGCAGUGUUUGCAAAAAAUUUCCACGUGAGAGCUGCCACCAAGACGUCGGUGCUGCUGACCUGGGAGAUUCCCGACACCUACAACGCGGCUCAGCCGUUCACGAUUCUGUACGACAACGGGCAAAGCGUGGAGGUGGACGGCAAGCUGACGCAAAAGCUGAUCACGGGGCUUCAGCCGGAGACGCAGUACUCCUUCCUGUUGACCAACCGCGGGAACAGCGCCGGCGGUUUGCAGCAUAGAGUCGCGGCCGUGACGGCGCCGGACAUCCUACGCACCAAGCCGUACCCCAUCGGCAAAACUAACUCAGAUGGCAUGGUGACAGUGGAGCUGCCUUUGGUGCAGACGACGGAAAAUGUGAGGGCUUAUUACAUUGUGGUGGUACCUUUGAAAAAGCAGCGCGGUGGCAAGUUCGUCAAACCUUGGGACAACCCUGACGACAUGAACUUAGAAGAGCUGCUGAAGGAGAUAAACCGCACCAGCAGAGGCCUCCGGAUCCGAAGACAGGCGGAGCCCAAGGCGUACAUCGCCGCCUACUUCCGAGACUUGCCCAAAGAAUUCACGCUCGGCGACGGCAAGUUCUACGGCGACUUUGAAAACAAGCAACUGCAAAACGGACAGGAGUACGUCUUCUUCGUGCUGGCCGCUCUGGAGAUAUCCGACAACAUAAUGUACGCCACAAGCCCGUACUCUGACCCGGUGGUGUCGGCCGACAUAGACCCUCAGCCGAUCAUCGACGAGGAGGAGGGUCUCAUCUGGGUGGUGGGUCCAGUCCUCGCGGUCGUCUUCAUCAUAUGCAUCGUCAUUGCCAUUUUGCUGUACAAGAGUAAACCGGACAGGAAACGGGCUGAAUCGGAAGCGAGAAAAGGCAGUCUCCCCAACAGCAAGGAGAUGCCAUUGCACCACCCCACCGACCCCGUCGAGCUUCGCCGCCUCAAUUUCCAGACGCCUGGUCCGCGCUCGUCCGGUCAUCCAAGUAGUCUCCGUUUGUCAAGUAUGGCCAACCACCCGCCAAUCCCAGUCAUGGACCUAGCCGAGCAUUUGGAGCAGUUGAAAGCCAACGACAACCUCAAGUUUUCCCAGGAGUACGAGUCCAUCGACCCCGGGCAGCAGUUCACUUGGGAACACUCCAACUUGGAGGUCAACAAACCAAAGAAUAGAUACGCCAACGUGAUAGCCUACGACCACUCGCGAGUCUUGCUCUCCGCCAUUGACGGCAUCCCGGGAAGCGACUACAUCAAUGCCAACUACGUGGACGGCUACCGGAAGCAAAACGCGUACAUCGCCACGCAGGGAUCGCUACCCGAGACUUUUGGGGAGUUCUGGCGAAUGAUCUGGGAACAGAGGAGUGCCAUUGUUGUCAUGAUGACCAAGUUGGAGGAGCGAUCCAGGGUAAAGUGCGACCAGUACUGGCCCACCAGAGCCACGGAGACGUACGGCCUCAUUCAAGUGACUCUGCUGGACACGGUGGAGUUGGCCACCUACUGCGUCAGGACAUUUGCACUUUUUAAAAACGGCUCCAGCGAGAAGCGGGAGGUCAGGCAGUUCCAGUUCACGGCCUGGCCGGACCACGGGGUGCCGGAACACCCCACGCCGUUCCUGGCCUUCCUUAGACGGGUGAAGGCGUGCAACCCUCCGGAUGCCGGGCCGAUGGUGGUGCACUGCAGCGCCGGCGUGGGUCGCACAGGAUGUUUCAUCGUGAUCGACGCCAUGCUAGAGCGAAUCAAACACGAGAAGACGGUGGACAUCUACGGGCACGUGACGCUAAUGCGUGCCCAGCGCAAUUACAUGGUGCAGACGGAAGACCAGUACGUCUUCAUCCAUGACGCCUUGCUGGAGGCCGUCAACUGCGGCGCCACCGAAGUGCCGGCCCGGAACCUCUACGCUUACAUCCAGAAACUGACGCAAAUAGAGGCCGGAGAGAAUGUCACCGGCAUGGAACUUGAGUUCAAGCGUUUAGCCAACACUAAAGCCCAUACGUCGCGAUUCAUCAGUGCCAAUCUCCCCUGCAACAAGUUCAAGAACCGCCUUGUCAACAUCAUGCCGUACGAGUCCACGCGCGUGUGUCUCCAGCCUAUUCGAGGGGUGGAGGGAUCCGACUACAUCAAUGCCAGUUUCAUCGAUGGCUACAGACAACAGAAGGCCUACAUUGCCACACAGGGACCACUGGCAGAAACCACAGAGGACUUCUGGAGAAUGCUGUGGGAGCACAACUCUACCAUUGUCGUUAUGCUAACCAAGCUCAGAGAAAUGGGCAGGGAAAAAUGUCACCAGUACUGGCCUGCAGAGAGGUCAGCCAGAUACCAGUACUUUGUGGUGGACCCCAUGGCCGAGUACAACAUGCCGCAGUACAUCCUUCGAGAGUUCAAAGUGACGGAUGCCAGAGAUGGGCAAUCGCGGACGGUGCGACAAUUCCAGUUCACAGACUGGCCUGAGCAAGGAGUGCCAAAAUCCGGGGAGGGCUUCAUCGAUUUCAUUGGCCAAGUCCAUAAAACAAAAGAGCAGUUUGGCCAAGAUGGGCCAAUCUCGGUCCACUGUAGCGCUGGCGUCGGUCGGACCGGCGUCUUCAUCACCCUCAGCAUUGCCUUGGAGCGAAUGAGAUACGAGGGCGUCGUGGAUAUCUUUCAGACGGUGAAGAUGUUGCGGACGCAGAGACCGGCCAUGGUGCAGACCGAGGAUCAAUACCAAUUCUGCUACAGAGCUGGAUUAGAGUACCUGGGAAGCUUUGAUCACUAUGCAACGUAA